AUGGAAAUAUUAGGAAUCUCCCUUUUUUUCGAACAAAUUCCAUUUAAGAAUUGGUCUCCCUUCAAAUGUCUAGAAUAUUUGGAACGUAAAUCCAUAGAUCUGAGAACAUCUGACAAAGAAUUGUUACAAAAUGAAUUCAAGAGUCAUGACCAUUCAUUAAUUAAUCACCAAACAGUGUCGAAAAGUGCACAAAAAAAAGCUAAUAAACUUUACAAUGAGAUGAGUCAGUUGUUUGAAUCUGAAGAAGUUACGACAAUUUUUAAAAGAAUGGAUACGAAAGUGAUUGAAGAAAGUAAAAGGCAGUUAUUAGCCGUAAAAAAAUCACAGUUCGAUACGGAAGUUCAGCUCACUGUCGAAGAUUACAAAAUAUAUACUGCACCAUCUUCGAAAUUACAUGCUAUAGGAAUAGAAACCUCGGGUGAAACUUCCAAACGGAAACGUGAAAUAGAAUAUGAUCAAAUGGUAAUGGACCCAAAUGAAAAACCACUACAAGAUCUGUUUGAUGCCGAGUUUCAAUGUCCCGAGAAUAUGAAGCUAAUCUUUCAAUACCAUAAUAAAUUCUACGUAAAAGAUCUGAUUGACUUGAGGUCCAAUUCUAACUUUACAAAAAGACUUCCUUCAAACCUUCUGAAACCAUAUCUUAAAGAGCUAGAUGACAGGAUUGAAGAUUUGAUUCCGUCAAACGUUCAUAACUUCUUAACGGAGUCUUUUAAACAAAACUUAUCGGAUAGUGAUUGGAUUAUUAAGAUCGAUGAUCUACGAUGUUCAGACAAAGAUGAUUCUUUAAUGGUUUCAACGGUGCGAAUUUUGCGCAAGACAUUGUCAACUUUUAUUAUGGCAUUUUCGCUGGGACCAAGAAACCCACUUUUAAACUUGGCUACAUUAGAGAAACCUCACUUAAAUAAUUUUUACAUCCCUGCCUUCAGGCCUGCUUAUGGUACAUUUCAUCAAUAUGCUACGAGUUUGGGGAGAUUAGCACAAGAAAUCACAAGCGCGAAUGCGCCGACAGAGUCGGUGUACAUGGAAGGUUCAAAAAUAGACGCUGAUGAUGAUAAAGAGAUUGCGGAUGCAUCAAAAAUCUCAAAAAAUCUUCAAAAAAUUUUUUUAAACAUCGUUAAGGAAAACGUAAAAUGCAGAAGGCGACUACCCAAAUCUCUUGCCAUCUUUGAUGGUCAAAGUUUUCGACUUCAAAUACAUUUGAAUUUUCUAGAUUACUGUGGAGGAAAAUUCCGUCUUAAUGAAGUAGAUAAUGCCAAUCUUUCACGUGACUUUACUAAGAUGGCGGAUUUUGUAUUUUUUUACGAAUGCAUGAUAAAGUGGGCUAAAUUACAAUUUAGUGGCUGGCUCGGAAAGUCAAGGAAGGCUUUGAAGAAUCAAGAGCUCAAAAAAGGCCGUCAAGACUCUUUCAUUAAUGACUUGAAUGUAACAAAUGAUCUAUAG
Messenger RNA from Acaulospora morrowiae, 1440 nucleotides. The record is from the annotation of a GenBank genome assembly. Lineage: Eukaryota; Fungi; Glomeromycota; Glomeromycetes; Diversisporales; Acaulosporaceae.